Lutra lutra (Eurasian river otter) is the source of this 544-nucleotide messenger RNA. RefSeq names its product secretoglobin family 3A member 1 (gene SCGB3A1). NCBI's taxonomy places the organism in Eukaryota, Metazoa, Chordata, Mammalia, Carnivora, Mustelidae. The record is from RefSeq and is a predicted model, not a curated record. Gene Ontology annotation, biological process: positive regulation of myoblast fusion.
AUGUCGGGGGGAGGCCCCAGCCCAGGGGGGGAGAGCACGGGGUAUAUGAAGCCCACAGCAGGGCCCAUCUCUGUUCCUGAGAGCAGGUCCGCCAUGAAGCUCACUGCUGCCUUCCUGGUGCUCUGUGUGGCUCUGCUCAGCCAGCCCGCUGCCGCUUUCUUUGGGAACUCAAUGGCCAAGCCUGUGGCCUCUGCUUUGAGCGCUGCAGAGGCUGGUACAGAGGCUGUGGCUGGGGUAGGAGCCAAGGUCCAACCCUUUCUCGGAAGCUUCAACCCCCUGAAGUUUAUGCUGACCAUGCUGGGGAUCCCGGUGGAACAUCUUGUGGAGGGUUCCAGGAAGUGUGUGGCCGAGCUGGGCCCUGAGGCCGUGGAGGCCAUGGGGGCCAUGAAGACUCUGCUGGGGGCCCUGACAUACUUUGGUUGAGCCAAGGCCGGUGUAUCCCAGUGUGGGGCAGAGAUGCUGCCGUCGACAGGCUGGGGACCUACUGCUCAGCCCUGACCAUCCAAGCCCUUCCCCUACUCUCUCAGUAAACACAAUAACAGCA